Cricetulus griseus (Chinese hamster) is the source of this 1167-nucleotide messenger RNA. NCBI's taxonomy places the organism in Eukaryota, Metazoa, Chordata, Mammalia, Rodentia, Cricetidae. The record is from RefSeq and is a predicted model, not a curated record.
AUGUCAGAUAGCUUGGAAGACUUAAAGGAUCUGAUGCCCACUGAGAGGAAGUCCAUGUGGAGGACACCUGAGGAAAGGCGGAUGUCUGACCUCACCCGGGUGCUGGAGUGGCUGGAGAGGAGGCAGGGCAAGAAGAAGCGUGCCCUCCAGAAAAAGAUGGAGGAGAAAAAUGUUGCAGAAGAGAAGGUAGGAAAGAAAACCUCAGGUGCUAAGAAGAAGCCUGACAAAGAGGGCCACAGAGUGACCUUCAGCAAGGGUCUCACCUUCCUCCAUCCACGUCCCUCCACACUCAAGGAUGCCAGAGCCUACAGAGCCAUGAGAGCCCUCAGCCCAGGGGUACUACAGGGUACCCCAGACCUGCCUGCAGGCAUGGGCUGCAUUUUGGGUUUGGAGGAUACUGAGCAUAAUUUCUCUGCUGACUCCAAGAAUCAAGAUCCAGGUGUCAGCAAGAAGUCCGCUACUGGCUCCUCCAAGGGGCAGGGAACGGGCAAGCGUGCAAACACGGUGUCUAACAACUUCAACAAGGACAGCUAUAAGAAGUCAGGUUUCCGGCAGCCCCUCCCGCUGCUGGUCUUCUGCUUGCCAGUGGAGGUCCAGAUUCAGGGCUAUGAGUUGGCCUACCCUAACAUCAACGCCAACUAUGAACUGCUGGAGCAUGAGAAGGAGCCAGUGCUGCAGCUCCAAAGCCACAGGGUCUCCAUGGCACAGGGCAGCAACAGGAUAUCCGAGAGGAGUCCCAGCACACCUGGAUCCAGAAAAGGAUCAGAGAGCACAGACUUAGACAUCAAGGACGUCAUAGCCCUAGAAACCAACACUCGAGUAAGCCCAUAUCGCAGACAAAGCUCCAUAGAUCCAGUGCUUCAGGAAACUAUGUUUGGCGCACGGAGGGUGGGCCUGCUGAGAGACUGGGCAGGCAAGGCUCCUGACGAACGAAAGCUGAAGAGCCUCAUGGAGAAGGGCACAGAGCCCAAGAUGGAGAUAGCCAAGAUGCUGAAGCCAGAGGAGGUGCUGAGCUGCCGGUACCUGCGUUUGUCCAAGAACAACAUCAAGACCUUGAUCAAGCUAUGCAAAGAUGCAGGCAUGGAUGUGGACAUCCACCCACACAUGGUGGAAGCCGAGAUAGACUCCAAGAAGAUAUUCGACCACCAACUCAGCACGGCACUCUAG